Callorhinus ursinus (northern fur seal) is the source of this 1873-nucleotide messenger RNA. The record is from RefSeq and is a predicted model, not a curated record. NCBI's taxonomy places the organism in Eukaryota, Metazoa, Chordata, Mammalia, Carnivora, Otariidae.
GGAGCACAGCCCCGGGCGGCCAGGCAGGAGCAUGGGCUGGGAGGGCCCCGGAUACCCGGGCCGCCAGCGCGGGCACCUGCUACCUCUGGCUCUGAGCCUCCUCCUCAUCUGUGGGCCAGGCACUGAUGGGUCUAUGAUGUCCAUUACUAACUUCCCCACAUAUGAAACUUCCUCAUGGCUGAACCGUGACCCUUCAACACCUGUGACAGUGGUUGACCCUGCAGGGACUCAGGAGUCUGUGGCAACCACCACCAGGGAGCUGAGUGAGGGAAUAUAUGGAGGCACCACGUGGUCAACAGGUGACCCUGCACCUCUGGUGACUAUCCUCAGCCUGGUCACAGGCCUGUCCACCAGAAGCCCAGGAACAUCCGAAGAUAUCAUAAAUCCAAGCUCCAAGGAGCCCAGCAGCAGCCUCAAGACCAGGACCACUCACAUCUUCCACUGGCCUUCAGGACUCUGCGACAAGUUUAGUUAUAACCCCCAAGGGCCUGCUGGUGUAACCUCCUUCCCAGAAUCCAAGGUUUCCGUGUCUGUAUCAGAAAGUACUCCUUACCUGAGUACAGUAAUGCUGUCUUCAGCUGAGACCGUUUCAAUUGACACAUUGGUGCCUUCUCUGUCUACAGUUACAUCUGGAGUUCCAGGUGACAGCUCAGCCACCUUCUCAGCCAGUCCAUUUCUGAGAACAGAACGAGGCCCUGGGGAUGCUAUGUCCACCAUUGCAGAGAGUCUACCUUCAUCAGCUUCAAUACCACUCCCCUCUUUGACCUUCACUCCUGCUUACUCUUCAACCAGUCCAGCCCCCCAUGGAAUUACUUCCUCACUGGUUACCCAACGUAUGGUGGGCACCAACACUGGGGCGGAGAGGAGCACUGCUGAAGGACCCUUGGGUGUGGUCAGUACUUUGGAGACAUGGACUGAGCCAGUCAGGACAUCUUUAUCAACCAUUGUGGAUACCAGAAUGACAGAGCAUAUUAACUUGGGAACAGUGACAAGUUCUUCUCAACUUCCUCCACAAUCAACACAGUUGACAAGGACUGACGGCAUCGUGGAGCACAUCCCAGAGAUACCCAAUGAAGCAGCCCAUGGAGGAGCCACAGAACCAGUCCAUGUCCCUGUGGCACCCACAGCAUCUGCUAGUCCUAGAGGACCACCAACAGAGUGGACAGAAAAAGCAGAAAUCACAGCUCUGAAGACCACUUCUACAGCAACUUUGACCACUACAGUCUCUACUCCCACUUCCAGAAUGCUGACUCUCCUCAGGACAUCAGGUAAAACAGCCAGCACAAGCACAAGAGGAAUGAUCAUUACAACCCCAGAUGUUUCCCCUGAUGUUCUAGAGAUGACAGCCUCAUUGGCCACCAGACCUGGAGCAGAGACCAGCACAGAACUUCCCAGGACAGCCUCAUCUGUUUUCAGUAGAGAGUCAGAAACGAUACCCUCACUAGUCCCUAGUUCUGGGGCAAAGAACAGUCCAGCUAUUCCAACUCUGACUGUUUCUUUUAGUGAGCCAGAGACCACAAUCUCAUGGGUCACUUAUCCUGCAGAAACCAGUUCAACUAUUUCCAGGGAAACCCUGAAUGUUUCCCACAGUGAAUCAGAUAGCACACCCCCAAUAGCUACCGGUUCUGGGGAAGAAGUCAGUUCAGCUGUUCCAACUCUGACUGUCUUCCCUGGUGUACCAGAAAUGGUGACCGCCCUGGUAACUAGUCCUGCGGCAGAGACAAGUAUGGUCCUUUCAACUCUGACUGAUUCCCAAGAUGCACCAGAGACCUCUGCCUCAUGGGUCACCCAUCCUGGGGCACAGAGCAGUUCAUCCAUUCCAACUCCAACUGUCUCCCCUGGUGUAAUAGGGGUGAAAAUCUCACCAGUCACC